AUGAAAUCGUCCAUGGGAAUUACGAAAAUCGCGGCAGUUCGUUUCAUGUUCGUUCUGCAUUUAUUUUUGAACGUGAAAAUGUGUGUCGGCUUCGUCGGCGAUGCCGUGGCCGCUGCCAGUGACAGUGACAUUAAUUACGACGACGACAACAGUGGCGAGUGGCCGGGUGGAGGAGCACGCGGUCCACCGCACUCCUGGCCACCGUCGUCCUCAUUUUCGUCUUCGUCCUCGAGCAGCGUGCCGGCGCCCGAUAAUUUGGUUCGCUGGAAAGAUCAUCAUCAUCACAACCAUGGCCAUGCCCGAAUGUCCCGAAUGCAUCACGUUCGGCACGAGCAGCACUACGUGCAAGGUCGUCCUGCGAAGGGCCCGGCGAGGCAUCCAAUAUCGGCACCGGACGAAUCCUCGGUGUCGCUGCCGGUGGAUGCCUUCCGCACUACGGUCCACGGACCGCAGCAAAAGUCACGUCAUUCGCACCACAAUCACCGCAAACAUCACAAGCAUCAUCCGAAACCGUCCUCGUCCUCUGAGUCGUCCGAAGAAGCCGCGGCCGAUCCGGCCACCAAACAGGUCGUGCACCGGUUCGAGGUGCAGGAUCUCGGUGCUACGAAAGAAGCACACCGUGGCUCAAGAGGAUCCGUAAGUCCAGUGGUCGCUAACAACAGGAAGCGCUCGGCGUCCACGUUCCACUCGGCGAUGUCCUCGCCGCCGCCCGCUGACAAUUCGUUGUGGCUCGCGGACGAACCAGCGCGACCAUCCGGGACAAAGCCGUCCGGGAAGACGUCCGGGAAGACGCAGUACACGCUCCGUUCGGCCAACCCGCACAGCAAAAACUACUUCGAGGAGCUGCUCAACAACUACAAGAGCCACUCGCCUCUGUACAAAGACCACCAGCCACCGCCGUCGCCGCCGCCGCCACAAACCAAAGCCCUUGCGCAGGGCCACUCCCGGGACAAACCCCGGCCGAGGCAGGGUACCGGAACCGGGUUAGUGACGAAAGCGAAAGCGAAAACUUCCGAUACCGCGGAGUACGACUACUCGUACGAGGACGAGCAGGAUGACGGAGGCGUGCAGAACGACGGGACAUUCGGAGAGGCGGCGCCGGCCACUACCAGCACCACCACGAAAAUGCCCUCCACAACGCAGCCCCAACAAGCCCAGGGGUUCGCCGAGGAGGAUUCGAGUGGUGCCGGGGAGCCCGGCGACGGCGAUAGUGGCUACAGUGCGUUCUACCAGAAGGCCUACACCAUGCAGAAGAACCCGCGCCGUAGUGGGAACAACCUUUACAACAGUCUCGGUGGUGCUCCGAGGGCCAACCAUCAUUACGCGCCCCGACCGCACGGCAACCCGGUGGACCCGGCCCGGCAAGUGAGCGUCCCAAAGCCGUACUCGUCGAUGACCGAGCUAAAGCAGGUCAAUUUCGGUACCAAAGAUGCCGUCGAUCGGAUCUACAGUCAGUACAGCGGGCGAACCAAGGACUACAUUGGCCACCAGGCACAGCUGCACUUUGAGCGCAUCAAGGUGGAAGGUUUGUGCAAGGUCCCGCGCCCGAAGCUGGUGCCGGCCUCGACCAACCGGUCGCUGGAUUUUCGGCCCCACCGCACCAUCCUGCACCGGUGCGACGACGAAACGGGCUGCUGCAUGCCGUCCGAGACGUGCGUCCCCAAGCACACGGCCACGGUCGAUCUGUAUUUCUACGUGACGCGAGCGCUGACGUUCGUCAACCACACCGAGUGUCACUGUGUCCAACGGGGCGGCGGCGGCACUAGCAGUAGCAGUGGUCAGGCGGCCAGCAGCAGCAGUCCACCGGCCAGCAGUGGUGAGAGCCCACCAAAGUCGCCCACCGUCGUGUGUCGGUGUCCGAAACACUUCAAGGCCAUCGUCGACAGCGAAUCCGAGUGUUACUGUGACUGUCUGGCGGACAAUCGGGACUGCAUUCGGUUCAAGGAGGGCCUCGAAAGCUUCUCGAUGGAUGACCGAAGGUGCAUUCUGAAGAGAAGCUGCUCCGCACCGCUCUGCAAGCACGGUACGUUCGAUCGGAUCGCCGGCAAGUGCCCUAAGAAGACCGACCGGAUGGACCAACUGUUCUCGUCGGCGGUGUACCGGUGA
This is a messenger RNA of Anopheles cruzii, 2106 nucleotides long. RefSeq lists its product as uncharacterized. The record is from RefSeq and is a predicted model, not a curated record. Lineage: Eukaryota; Metazoa; Arthropoda; Insecta; Diptera; Culicidae. The transcript has 5 exons. Bases 1 to 2106 code for a protein of 701 amino acids. Gene Ontology annotation, biological process: hemocyte migration.